This is a messenger RNA of Cheilinus undulatus (humphead wrasse), 669 nucleotides long. RefSeq names its product transmembrane protein 17A. The transcript has 4 exons. Gene Ontology annotation, cellular component: ciliary transition zone. Lineage: Eukaryota; Metazoa; Chordata; Actinopteri; Labriformes; Labridae. The coding region runs from base 1 to 669 and encodes 222 amino acids. Gene Ontology annotation, biological process: non-motile cilium assembly. The record is from RefSeq and is a predicted model, not a curated record.
AUGCCUGUGUUUUACUCACCUGUCCCAGAGAACCUGCAGAUGGGUCUGAGCUACAUGGGAGGCUCGGUGUUCACCAACAACAGGACAGCAGACAGCGACUACAGCAGAGAGCAAGAGGACGCCAACGUGGUCAAUGAGCUGGUUUCACACCUCCCACUGCAGAUGCUUCUCUACUUCAACAUAUUUUAUUUUCCUUGCUGGUGGUUUUCUGCAGUUUUCAUGUUGGAUGUAAAGUUCUAUUUUCUCCCCGGGUACUACCAGGCUCUGCUAAUCACUGGCAUGAUCCUCCUCACAGUCAUGGAAGUGGUCCGCCUUUAUCUGGGCUACAUUGGGAACCUGAAAGAAAAGGUGCCGGAGCUGGCAGCCUUCUGGCUCCUGUCUUUCAUGUUCCAGCUGCCUAUACUGCUCUUUUUCCUCACCGAUGAAGCAAUCAUCAUCCUACCACUGGAGAGAGCUGUUCACUCCCUCUACCUCCUUUUCCUGCUCACAGAGAUCCUGGCCUCCUUCCUGGCACUCAAGACCAUGACCCAAAAACUUACCCUGCUCUUCUACCUGCGCCAAUUUGGCAAGGUGGAGAGCUUUCGCCAUGCAGGGAUGAGCCCUGUCUAUGGGGUGCCAUACCACCGCAGUGUGCUGCCUGUGUCGCCAACAAAUGAUAUUUAUCAUUAA